Messenger RNA from Glarea lozoyensis ATCC 20868, 1719 nucleotides. Its product is annotated as Magnesium transport protein CorA, transmembrane region. The record is from RefSeq and is a predicted model, not a curated record. Gene Ontology annotation, cellular component: membrane. Gene Ontology annotation, biological process: transmembrane transport; metal ion transport. The coding region runs from base 1 to 1719 and encodes 572 amino acids. NCBI's taxonomy places the organism in Eukaryota, Fungi, Ascomycota, Leotiomycetes, Helotiales, Helotiaceae. Gene Ontology annotation, molecular function: metal ion transmembrane transporter activity. The transcript has 7 exons.
AUGCCUUACCUUCACUGGGAAAUACAGAGCAACUUAGAUGAUCUAGAGGACUUAUUGGCAACACGACACCACCAUACGUUUCCACCCGGCAUUCGAAACGUGGAAACAAAAUUCCAAUUUCUUAUCGACCAGGCAAAACGCAAUUGGAGUUUCUACUAUAGUCGCAUCGACGAAUGGAAGCAUCAGCAUAGUAAAAGCUCAGCAACCUGCCGCACUAGAUCGCCAUUAGGCGAGUACCUUCUACACGUUGCUAAAUUUUACCGGUCUUUUAACCUUGAUGCCGACACACACUUACUUUCUGAUCAAUUGUUUGCUAUUCCCCCGUUACACCCAAGACGAACUCUCCACCAGUCCUAUUACUGGAAGCGUACUCAUACUGGGUAUCUUGACCGACAUCAAACUACCCACAAAGCAACUGAUACGGAUGAUUAUAGCCAUCAAGGAGUCGGCAAGGUAAUCAUGGUUGACCAACUGUGGAUGUACAUCUUAGACGAGAAUACAAUUAUCACGUUCUUCCCGCAGCGCGCUGGUCGCAAUCUUUCCGACUCUUCUAACGUUCACGCAACAAUACAUUCAGUACUAGAAAAUGUUCAAAGAGGGCAUAUCAACUCAGUGCACGACUUGGCAUUGUUAAUCAUGAAUGAGUGCUCAGCAGUCUUCUUUGACAGAGGAAAAGCAGAUGAAAGACCAGAAUUGCUUAACAUCUUUUCGAUUGCUCUUGGCGAUAUAUCUGAGUCGAUGCGACUUACACUUGAAGGUUUUCACACGUAUGUUGAAAGGGUAGAACACAACUACGAAGACCCAUAUGCAGACUUGGACGUUUCUUCUAGGAGAACACUCGGGACUGGCCAUGAAGUUCUGCUGACCAAAAGGCUUCAUGAUAUUCUGGACGAGCUACGCAUGAUGGCUCGUAUAAUCACUCAACAAGAGCAAGUCACAAGCGAUUACCAGGAACAUCUAAGCGCCAUUCACGAUCAAAUUAGGACCACUGAAACGCACGUCUUUGAAGAGCCCGUCAAAAGCGAGAUGAUGGAGAAAUUGAAGGACAGAAACAAUGCCUCUAAAAUUAUGACGUCCGAGUUUACACUACUGAACGUCAGACGUCUUGCUCGGACUAUAGCAAAGCGGGGCAAAGAACUGCAAGAACUAGUAACCACAGCGGACAAUUUGCUCCAUCAGUUGAAAGAUCAUGUCAACCUCAAACAACAACAUGCCAGCAUUAUGGAGGCACAAUAUGCCUCCCAAGUCGCUCAAGAAGGCAUGAAACAGAAUCGAACAUUUCUACUUUUCACUAUCGUGAUAAUUAUCUUUCUUCCUUUAUCGUUUAUGUCUUCGCUUUUUGGCAUGAACGCGAGCGACUUCCAAACCUCGGACGGUAAAAAUAGCAUGUCUCUACAACAGCAACUCAAUUUUCUUUUCCCCAUAUCAACAGUCAUUAUCGCUAUUUCCAUCGCUUUCGCAUUUUCAUUACGGUUUCGCCAUCCUUUCUACUACAUGCUCUCGUGCCUGUCUAUUUGCUGGUCGUAUUUCACCGCUUAUACCUACAUACAUCGACUAUCUUUCCGGUACCCUAGAAGACCAAUCGGGCAGAUGACGAAAGACCACCAAAAAGUCAUCAAAGCUGUGCAUAAGAAAGGAGAGAACGCCGAGUUAUGGCGGCGGAUGCGUCGGGAUUUGGAAAGAGCAGAAUCUGAGCCGACAAAAUCCACAAAGCGAUAA